AUGCCUACUGUAAUACGAGGGGAAGGCAACGGCACGUUCAUUGGAAUAGACGGUAGUUUCGCCAACGUGCUGGCAAAAACGAUGAACGCCACUCCGGUUUACUUGACUGAAAAGUAUUACGCCAAAAUUUUCUACGGCAACAAGAAAUACAACGGAUCGAAUUAUGGCACCAUGGCGGCUGUCGUCGACCGUCGUGCAGAGCUCACGGCAAACGGUCAUUUUCUUAGGGACUAUGGCUGCUACGUUGGGGAACUCACUAGACAUAUCACAAACGACAAAGUAUGCUUGCUAGCGCCGAAAGCUGGCGUUAUGCCACCAAUGAUUACUGUAUUGAAGAGUUUUCAAUACGAAGUGUGGAUAAUGAUGGCGGUUACAUACAUAGUGACUGCGCUGAUAUACUUUGCGGGGACUACGUUGAACACAACUCACACCGGACCUACAGGAUGCAACUUGGGACUGGAAUUGUACAGAAUGUUUAUCGGGGCACCUACUAACAGGGCUUUUGCCCAAUCAGGCCAGAAAAUGUUGACUUUGUUUUGCUUGCUGUACACUGUUGUCAUUUUAAACGCAUUUCAGGGGUCAUUAGUGACGUUUUUGAGUACGCCCAUGCACUAUCCAGAUUUAAACACUUUUAAGGAGUUGGAAAAGUCGGAUGUACCGAUUCGUACCUUUAGUUUAAGCUUUAAAGAAAUAUUAACCAAUGAUCCCAACCUGCGAAAUCUAGCCUCUAGAGUCGAAAAAUGGGAAAGCCAAGUCGAUUUGAAAAAUUCGGAUGGCUAUCACGUCGGAUUUCAACGUGUCAACGUAUUCAACCUUGGACAUUUCAAAGAUAUUUUUUAUUCCGGCAAUAAGACUAGACCACGUGCGUUGCACACCAUGAACGAAUGUUUAAUAUCAUAUUAUAUAUCCUACGUUGUUCACAGGCACUCGCCGUACAAGAAGAGGAUUAACACGGUAUUGUCGUGGAUAGAUCAAGCCGGAUUAGUGACCAAGUGGAACAGCGACGUUACUAAGUAUAUUUUUAACGAGUACAGACUCGUGAAUCCAAAGGAUCAUGAAAAAUCUAAAGUUUUUACCGUAAGAGAUUUGGAAGUGGCGUUUAUAAUAUUGUUUUUCGGUUUAGUUCUCAGCUUUUCAGUGUUUGUCAUAGAGCUACUGAUUUGUAAAAAGCCUAUCCAACAAUCACCUCAGCAUCUACCGUUUAUACUCUAACCG
This is a messenger RNA of Adelges cooleyi (spruce gall adelgid), 1215 nucleotides long. RefSeq lists its product as uncharacterized. Lineage: Eukaryota; Metazoa; Arthropoda; Insecta; Hemiptera; Adelgidae. The transcript is spliced from 4 exons. The record is from RefSeq and is a predicted model, not a curated record. Bases 1 to 1212 code for a protein of 403 amino acids.